Molecule: messenger RNA, 2820 nt
Organism: Colletotrichum lupini
Lineage: Eukaryota; Fungi; Ascomycota; Sordariomycetes; Glomerellales; Glomerellaceae
Exons: 7
Coding region: 1-2820 (939 amino acids)
Biological process (GO): regulation of DNA-templated transcription
Molecular function (GO): zinc ion binding; DNA-binding transcription factor activity, RNA polymerase II-specific
Source: RefSeq, a predicted model, not a curated record
AUGCCCGUUUCGUCCCAUGCCCGUUGCAACCGUCGGCUCUGGUUGGCCUGGCCUGGCCUGAUGUCUGCCGCUGCGGGAUGGGGUAACUGUCACGACGCACCAAUCCGAUGGAUUCUCGCUCCAACGACUCCAAGCCGGGCCGUGCAUUCGUCUCUUCUCGCCUUCUCUGUUCCGUCGUCUGCUCCCUUCUCCUACGGCACCUCCAAAGAAGUUGUGAAACACCGCGAUACCUUCGAGCCUGGUCUGACUGACACCUUUCGCCUCGAGUCACGCACCCCCCGUUCAGCCGAACCUAAUCGCAUCGGUCCGGUCUUUGUCGAUUGCAGCCUCGCAAACCGCCACUGCGCUAUCGCGGCGCACCACCAUCUGCCCACCACGUCUUCCACCAAGCUUCUUCGUCUCCAGACACAGCACGCCAUGUCCCCGUCGUCGACGGGUGACUCCCCGCGCUCGGCCACGGGCAACGGCAACGCGGGGAGGUCUUUUCCCGUCCCGUCGCGCGAGGCCUUCAACGUCGACGUUCCCUCACCUUCCAUGACCAACGGCAUCCACCCUCUCAAGUCACCCGCCUCGCUCAAGGUGCAAAGGACGCCCAGUUUCAGCAGAGAUGGCUUCCUAGGUUCCGUGCAAAAAGCCCGGAACAUGUCUCAGUCCUCCGAGAACCGUCCCGAUGCUCUGACCAAUGGCAUGCACAAGGCGCCCAGCGACGAGGGGUCCAACCCGCUAAAGAGGAGGAACACGGACGUUGGCAUCGACUACCCACGGAGGAGGGCCACCAUUGCAUGUGAAGUGUGUCGCUCCCGCAAGUCUCGCUGCGAUGGCACAAAACCAAAGUGUAAGCUCUGCGCCGAGCUGGGCGCCGAGUGCGUCUACAGAGAACCCGGCAUCAAGCUGGAUGCCGGGGAUAAGCUGAUUCUCGAGCGCCUCAACCGUAUUGAAAGCCUGCUGCAGAUGAACAUGGUCGCCGGACAGGGAAACGGCAUCGCCAUGAACCAAGAGUCGCCGUCGAUGAGCAACGGAUCAGGCCUCAACGGGGACAGCUUGAUGGGCAUACCAGGCUCAGGCAACGCCGUCUCCAUCAUCCCCAACGGCGGCCUGGGCACGUGGAACAACCCGACAAACAUUUCAACCAUGCCCAAGAUGCAUACAAACGCGGCGCUUCACCUAUUGCAGUGGCCUCUCAUUCGCGACCUCGUCUCUCGCCCCUAUGACCCGCAAGUCCUGCUCCAAUUGGAAAUGGCCCGCGAGCCUCUCCAUUCGCUCACAAAGACGCCGUGUGUCGACCUGUCCAAUACGACUGCCUACAUCGAGGCCUACUUUGAGCGGGUGAAUGUCUGGUACGCCUGCGUCAACCCGUACACGUGGAGAAGCCAUUAUCGAACAGCCCUCUCCAACGGCUUCCGCGAGGGCGCCGAGAGCUGCAUCGUCUUGCUGGUCCUGGCCCUGGGUCAAGCGAGUUUGAGAGGCAGCAUCUCACGCAUCGUCCCGGGCGAGGACGCUCCCGGGCUGCAGUACUUUACGGCCGCGUGGGCGCUGCUGCCCGGUAUGAUGACAUCCAACAACGUCCUGGCGGCGCAGUGCCACUUGCUGGCUUCGGCUUAUCUGUUCUACCUGGUGCGGCCCUUGGAGGCUUGGAAUCUGCUCUGCACCACCAGUACCAAACUUCAGCUCUUGCUCAUGUCCCCCAACAGAGUCCCGCCCAAUCAGCGGGAGCUCACUGAGCGAAUCUACUGGAAUUCACUUUUGUUUGAGAGCGAUCUUUUGGCCGAGCUGGAUUUGCCACAUUCGGGCGUCGUUCAAUUUGAGGAGAACGUCGGCCUUCCUGGCGGCUUUGAGGGUGAGGAGCAAGAAGCGAUUGGCCGGGACGACCUCUGGUACUUCCUCGCCGAGAUUGCCCUGCGGCGGCUCCUCAACAGGGUCAGCCAGCUCAUCUACUCAAAAGACUCGAUGGCUUCCACAACCAGCCUGGAGCCGGUGGUGGCGGAGCUCGACUUUCAGCUGACGCAAUGGUACGAGAGCCUGCCGAUGCCGCUGCAGUUCCCCUUCACCCGUACCCUCCUCUCCGAUCCGGUGCAGACCGUGUUGCGCUUGCGCUUCUUUGCUUGCCGGACGAUCAUCUACCGCCCGUACAUCUUGGCCGUAUUGGACAAUGAGCAGGCCGUCCUGGACCCCGCGGUGCGUGACAGUUGCCACAAGUGCCUGGAAGCCUCCAUCCGGCAGCUGGAGCACAUUUCACAACAUCACGCCGGCCACAUGCCAUACCUGUGGCAGGGAGCGCUCUCCAUCGUAUCGCAAACGCUACUAGUCAUGGGUGCGACCAUGUCACCCUCUUUGAGCAGUAUCCUCCUCACCCUCGUUCCCCACAGGGAAACCAUCGAUCAGAUCAUCAACGACGUGGUCAUGGAGAUCGAGCGAUACUCGACACUGGCCCCGAGUCUGAGCCUGGCAGCCGAGAUUAUCAAAGAGGCCGAAGUGCGAAGGAGGGCAUACCUGAGCGUGCGACCCGCGGCAGUCUCCAGCUCCACGUUCCUGACGGUGGGCCAUCGCCAUGAUCCUCCUGCAAACGACCCUGGGGUUGAGUGCCCCGCCGCCCGUUUGGCUGGGAAAGCCGGCGUACAGUCGCAACAGCAUCGAGCGUGCAAAGCUACACUGAACGGUGGAGGCGUCCAUCUGGGGUGCAGACAGAAAUCCGGGGUCACGCCAUCUGGAAAUGGGGGCUGGACGCCGCCCUGCGAAUUGGCGUGGCUUGGUUGGCGGCCAAUGAGCCAGCCUGGCGCCAACCCAUUUCGAGAUGGCUCUGCCGCCGACCCCCGGGAAUAG